CAUCCUAUAUUACAUCUAUGUUUAUUUGGCUUAAAGUUCUCCGGCACGGUGUCGGAAUUCCGGCGCGGGGCCGUUUUAGAUUCGAAAAUAGAUAAUUAUACGUCUAUGGAAAAUAUUCUUGCGUAUUUUUUUAAAUUGUCAUUAGCUGUCAUUUAUGGUCGAGCUGUUCUCUGUUGUCUCCUCUGCGUGUUUGACCGAGGGCGGGGCUCGGUUCCUACACACACGCACAGCGGACAGCACAGGGGAGAGGCCACGGUGGAGAUGACCCAGGUGAAGGCUAUAGCUAGCUGGAGAUGAGAAUGAAAUCCAGUCGCAACUUCCUCCUGGGCAUGUGCUCCAUGCUGGCCCUGGGAUUCCUCUACUACUCGUCAGGGAAGAUCAGCUUACGAGGCUGGGGCCACAAAUCAUUGGCAACUGCACCAACAGUGCUGGAACUUAUGUCCUCUACACAAGUCACUGCCACGGGCCACUCCUCUGAAAGUGUGUAUGACAAUCAAGGGUUCCUUCUGAAGCUGGACGGUCGUCUGCCUUUGGAGCUGAUGUACAAGUACGGCAAUCUCAGUGAGGGAGCCUGUAAGCCUGGUUUUGCAGCUGCCAAGAUGACAGCCAUUUAUCCAAAGUUUACCAAACUGGCGCCCAUGUUCCUUGAUGCAAAUUACAAACGAUUCUUCAAGAUUGGUGAUUAUUCACCUCCGUUUGGUGUAAAAUCACAAGAGAAGAUUAUAGAUAUUCUUUUGUCAGCUACUAAGACCUAUGGCCUUGGGGAAGAACUCGACAGUAUGAACUGUAAGACAUGCAUCAUCAUAGGGAACGGAGGAAUCCUCACCAACAAGUCUCUGGGACAGAGGAUUGAUAAGUUUGAUGUGGUGGUCAGGUUGAAUGAGGCCCCAGUCAAAGGCUUUGAGAAAGACGUCGGCUCCAAGACCACCAUUAGGAUCACCUAUCCAGAGGGGGCCAUCCAGAAGACUGAACGCUACGAGACUCAGUCCCUGUUUGUCCUCUCUGCCUUCAAAGCUCUGGACUUCAAGUGGCUCCGACACAUGGUCUUCAACCAGAGACUGCGCAGCACUGAUGGGUUCUGGAAGUCGGUGGCCAGGCACGUUCCAAGGGAGCCCAGCAACAUGCGUAUCCUGAACCCUUACUUCAUCCAGGAGGCCUCCUUCAAGCUAAUUGGCUUACCUCACAACAAUGGACAGAUGGGCAGAGGGAAUAUCCCAACCCUAGGGACAGUUGCCAUAACGAUGGCCCUUCAUAACUGUGAUGAAGUAGCUGUGGCUGGAUUUGGCUACAACAUGAGCACCCCCCGCGCCCCUCUGCACUACUAUGAGAAGAUCAGGAUGUCAGCUAUCAAAGAGUCCUGGACUCACAACAUAUCCAAAGAGAAGGAGUUCUUGAUGAAGCUGGUAAAGGCUGGUGUUAUCCAAGACUGGACCAAUGGGAUCUGUGGUGCAGGAUGCUGAUGGUCUGCACGCAGCUUCAUGGUUCCUGGAUGCAGCACUGUACUCACCUCCACCUGCUGCAGCACCUGAGGAGGGAAACUUAAGGCUCUGUAGGCCAUGUUUCCAGCAGAGAGCAGCACCGUGGUCAGUGCAGAGAUUGUAAGUAUAUGAGGCUUAUUGACCUGGACACACUGCCCCAGUGAUGCAUGUUGACAUAAUGCAAGCAGUUGGCCUCUGCAUUGUACUGCAGUAUUUAGCUCAUCCUAGUUGGCAGUUAGUGUAUUUUUACAUGUAUUUGGUACCCUGGCUCAGGGGUACGCAGUGUUGGGGAUCAAUCCAGCACCUAGACCAGGCUGCCCUCCUGCUAGAACUGUGACAGGCUGGAGAGAGGAGGAGAGGAUGAAGAUGUUGUGUUUAAACAUUGAGCCUGUGCCAAGAAUACCUCAAGUGUCUUCUGCGUACGCAUCUGAAUGUAAUAUGCAUCAAACAAAAUGUCAAGAAAAGUAAUAUUCUUACACCUAUUUCCCUUAUUAAACAUAAAAAUACA
Siniperca chuatsi (mandarin fish) is the source of this 1986-nucleotide messenger RNA. RefSeq names its product ST3 beta-galactoside alpha-2,3-sialyltransferase 3a (gene st3gal3a). The record is from RefSeq and is a predicted model, not a curated record. Lineage: Eukaryota; Metazoa; Chordata; Actinopteri; Centrarchiformes; Sinipercidae. The transcript is spliced from 12 exons. Gene Ontology annotation, molecular function: sialyltransferase activity. The coding region runs from base 294 to 1460 and encodes 388 amino acids.